Molecule: messenger RNA, 1027 nt
Organism: Ylistrum balloti
Lineage: Eukaryota; Metazoa; Mollusca; Bivalvia; Pectinida; Pectinidae
Product: A-kinase anchor protein 14-like
Exons: 5
Coding region: 73-654 (193 amino acids)
Cellular component (GO): cAMP-dependent protein kinase complex
Molecular function (GO): protein kinase A regulatory subunit binding
Source: RefSeq, a predicted model, not a curated record
UGAUUUGCCGAACUUCUGACAUGUGAGUGAAUAUAUACAUCGAAGAUAACUGCUGACUACACAGUUGACAUUAUGUCAUCUGAUGACAUCUAUGCCGACCAGGCCAAGCAUCUGGUAGAUGAGGUCAUUGAUCAUGCUAUCAAAAGAUUGGAAACCAGCCUUUCUCUGAAUGAAAGGGAAAAAACUUUUGAAUCAAUUCGCAUUUCAUCAGAGGUCAAUUCUAGGCAAUCAACUUUUGUCAAAGACCAAAAUUAUGAAGUGAAAAAUGUGAAUUGGCUGACCAUUGAUGAAUUCACUGUAGAAAAAGCAGAACAGAAGAUCAAUGAAUUUAUCAAGACCUGGCAAUAUGAGAACAGCUGGCAGUACUGUAUAGAUUUCCUCGGAGAGGACCCACAUGAUUUUGACGCACGGUACCGUUUCCGAGUCCGAUGGAGCAUUCCUACUCGAAGAAAACCCAUUCCUCGUGCCACAGCUUGUGUAUACUUUUCAUUUGUUGUGUCAACUAUUAAACCGAAACAUUUUCCUGUUGAUGUUUUAUUUGUCUUUGAAGGAAACAGACUUGUACACAAGCCUGGAGAGAGUAGAUUCCGUGAAAAAUGGCUGAAAGACAUUAUAGAAAGUAAAGUGAUGAUGAUGCAGAUGGUUGAAUUCUAAGAGAGAAAGCGCUUAAUUUCUUUCAAAAUCAUUAACAGUGAUCAUGUUCAAACUUAUGUAAAGACUCAGAAACAGUUGAAAAUAUGGUAAUUGGUGAGCCAACAAAAUCUGACUAGGGAAACAGAAGUUUUUUGGGUUGUCCCUCUUGGUAUUGAGCUGAGGUUUUUUCCUCUACAAAGCAGAUGUUACUUUUACAAUUAAAAAAGUGAAUUAAUAACUACAUAUAUACCAUCCUGUAAUUUCAAAAUUAAUGUCUGCUUCUUCAAAAAACAUCAGUUAAGUCACUAGUGGAAAAUCUAUUAGAUAUGAUACAUUGUAUUGUAAAUAGUUGUGAAUAUAUUGUAUCAAUUAAAAAUGAUACCCAUACACUGUA